AUGGCAAACGGUAGACAGCCUGUCACUUCCGACGUGAAUAAUAAUAAUAAUGUUUCGACUUCUGCUGAGUGUACUAAGUACAUCCAACAGCCAACGCUUACAAAUAACACUGCUUACGUCGGUUGGUUUAAACCGCCACUUCAUUUGCAAAUGGUGCCUGUGGGAAACGCGAAAGGGCUGAAUCAAGUAGCAUUUAUUAUGACCGUUACUGAAACGACAUUCGAUCCCCGUAAUGCUGAUGCCUUUCAGCUUGUAGUUGGGUUAACGGACACAGAAACUGAAAUGAAAUCUGCCAAAGGAAUCAUAAACGCCAAUGAUAUUGAUUCAACCUUAGUCAAGUCUGUUGCUCUUGAAUCAAUAUAUAUAUUUUUUUACCACCAAAAAAAUUACAUUGAUUACGCUCGAAAUGUGAGAGAGAUUAUUAAACCAAGUUUGCUUACCGACCUUGGCUUUCCACCAAAACUUAUUUCAUUAUCUUACUUGACUUCGAGAUUGAGUAGUAGUGGUCCUAUGUUUCAUAAUGACACUAUAAUGAAACCUAACGUAUAUGGUUCACUUAUUAUAAAGUCUAACAGUUUCCUUGUCAAGACAGAAACAGAGCAAAGAUCACGCACGAUUUUUAACGCGCUUGGUUUACUUGGUGGCGCAUUAACAGGGUCUUUAACAGUGUAUGCCAUUUUAUUUGGUAGCGACACCCUAAAGCCAUGGGGUUGCAUCCAGUCAUACUGUUGCUGCUUUGCUCGAAAAACUCGUUUGUUGCUUCGUAAAUCAUUUCCAACAAUGACAUUGGAAUCUUCCGGAACAUUGAGCAAUUUAUCAUCAUCGAACUCGUCGGCUUCAUCGAAUAAUUUAUUACUCCAGCAAUCCGCAUCGAGUCAACACUUAGACGCACUGAAGCUGUUUCUUAAAGAAUAUGUGGUUGAUUCAACAUACUUUGAAAAUUUAAACAGUGAUGAAGAGUUGAAUAUAUUUGGUAAACUGUUGGGAAAGCUGGACUGGAAAAACAACAAUAAUAACAAUACUGAUAAAGAUGAUGAUGCUAUUUGA
Molecule: messenger RNA, 1047 nt
Organism: Paraglomus occultum
Lineage: Eukaryota; Fungi; Glomeromycota; Glomeromycetes; Paraglomerales; Paraglomeraceae
Source: the annotation of a GenBank genome assembly